UGAUUAUAAUCAUGGCAGUGUUUUGCUAGUGCAAACAAUAAUUUUGUUGUGAAUAUCUUUCAUAGCGAAUAAACCAAAAUAUUUACACUUUAUUUAGUGUUACUUACAGUUAGCAGGAUGAUUUUCAUAAUUUGAGGAAUUUUAUUUUGUAUUAUAUCAAGCAUUAGCUGUAAAACAUGUCGGUAUUUUUCGUAAAUGCUAAUCAAGAUAGUGAAGUUGAAGGAGAUUCCAAUGGAGAUCUUCAAAUUGCAUCACCAGGUAGUUCUGAAGCUCAACAAGCUUUGGCCCAAUUUUGGCCAAAGGUUACAGAAGAAAUUAAAAAAAUUACUACUAUGGAUUUAAAAACACAGUCAUUACCAUUGGCUAGGAUAAAGAAGAUAAUGAAAUUAGAUGGUGAUGUAAAAAUGAUAAGCGCAGAAGCUCCUAUGCUGUUUUCUAAAGCUGCAGAAAUAUUUAUACAUGAGCUAACCUUGAGGGCAUGGGUUCAUACAGAAGAUAAUAAAAGACGUACUCUUCAACGGAAUGAUAUAGCCAUGGCAAUAACUAAGUAUGAUCAGUUUGACUUUCUCAUUGACAUAGUGCCUAGAGAUGAAUUGAAACAAAGUAAAGCACAGACCGAAAGUACUGUACGCACUUCUAUGAACUCGGAUCAGGUACAUUAUUAUUUUCAAUUAGCGCAACAACAAGCUUCUGUUAAUCAAAAUGUACAAAGUGGUAACACUGCUACACAACCUAUACAAAUUGUACAGCCUUCUACUGGACAGAUACAAACAAUCAAUAUUGGUAGUCCUGUAGAACAGGAGACUACUGGUGGAAGUACAACACAGACUGUAACAGUGCAGAGUCCACAACAAUCGUCAGGACAACAAAUUAUACAACUACAGCAAGCUCAACAAACACCUACUACACAAACUGGAGGGAUACAAAUUGUGCAACAAAUUGUGACACCUAGCGGCGAAAUUCAACAAAUACCUGUAUGCACAUUUCUCAUCGUAAAAUUGUUAAUUUGUAAGUACUUUGGUAUUCGUACAGAAAUUUGUAUAUUAUUUCAGAUACAGUUGACACCUCAGCAACUUCAAAUGAUACGUAUGCAAGUACAAGGUGGAAGUAAUCAGCCAAUCAUAAUACAAACUGCUCCGAUACAAGCUCAACCUCAAUUAAUACAAGUUGCACAAGGUGCCCAAGCACCAGUCUUCUUACAAACUAGCGGAACUGACAAUGAGUAAAUAUUAAUUAAUUUUAAGGAAUAUUUAAUAUCUAGUACAACAAUCUUAAAUUUAAAACAGGAUAAAACAGUAAAGAUAAGCUUGUAUGGUAAGGAAUAAAAAUUUUUUUAAAUUAUUC
Molecule: messenger RNA, 1344 nt
Organism: Osmia lignaria (orchard mason bee)
Lineage: Eukaryota; Metazoa; Arthropoda; Insecta; Hymenoptera; Megachilidae
Gene: Nf-YC
Product: nuclear factor Y-box C
Biological process (GO): regulation of transcription by RNA polymerase II
Cellular component (GO): nucleus; CCAAT-binding factor complex
Molecular function (GO): DNA-binding transcription activator activity, RNA polymerase II-specific; protein heterodimerization activity; RNA polymerase II cis-regulatory region sequence-specific DNA binding
Source: RefSeq, a predicted model, not a curated record